Molecule: messenger RNA, 5241 nt
Organism: Hipposideros armiger (great roundleaf bat)
Lineage: Eukaryota; Metazoa; Chordata; Mammalia; Chiroptera; Hipposideridae
Gene: USP3
Product: ubiquitin specific peptidase 3
Exons: 15
Coding region: 313-1875 (520 amino acids)
Biological process (GO): protein deubiquitination
Cellular component (GO): nucleus
Molecular function (GO): cysteine-type deubiquitinase activity; zinc ion binding
Source: RefSeq, a predicted model, not a curated record
GAGCUGGGCAUGGGGGCGUGGCCAGCCCAGGGGCGGGGCCGGCCGGGGAAGACGGAAACCCCAGCCUAGGGGUGGCGGCAGAACCCGGAUCCAGGAUCUCCAUGUUUUCCGGAGCGGGACUUCUGGAUUCGGCGGGCGAGAAAACCCGGCGCCCGGAAGCUUUUGCUUUCUUUGACGCAAGGGCUCGGGACGCAGCCGUCGUCGGCCGAGCGCCCGGCGAGGAGCGACCCGAGACGGAGCCUUCGGAGUCCCUCCGCCCCCAUCUCGCGCAGAGCCCGAGCUUCGGUGUUACUCGCCGCUCUUCUCGUGACCAUGGAGUGUCCGCACCUCAGCUCUAGCGUCUGCAUCGCUCCGGACUCAGCCAAGUUCCCCAACGGCUCCCCGUCGUCCUGGUGCUGCAGCGUGUGCCGGUCCAACAAAAGCCCCUGGGUCUGUUUGACUUGUUCAAGUGUCCACUGUGGAAGGUAUGUGAACGGCCAUGCAAAAAAACAUUACGAAGAUGCACAGGUACCCUUAACCAACCAUAAGAAAUCAGAAAAACAAGAUAAAGCUCAGCACACAGUGUGUAUGGAUUGUAGUAGCUACAGUACAUACUGUUAUCGCUGUGAUGAUUUUGUGGUUAAUGACACCAAGCUGGGACUGGUACAGAAAGUCAGAGAACAUUUACAGAACUUGGAAAACUCAGCUUUCACAGCUGACAGGCAUAGGAAAAGAAAACUUUUGGAAAACUCAUCAAUAAACAGCAAGUUAUUAAAAGUAAAUGGAAGUACCACUGCCAUUUGUGCCACAGGGCUUCGGAAUUUGGGGAACACGUGUUUCAUGAAUGCCAUUCUUCAGUCACUCAGUAACAUUGAGCAGUUUUGCUGUUAUUUCAAAGAACUGCCCGCUGUGGAGUUAAGGAAUGGGAAGACAGCAGGAAGGCGAACAUACCACACCAGAAGCCAAGGGGAUAACAAUGUGUCUUUGGUGGAAGAGUUUAGAAAGACACUCUGUGCUUUAUGGCAAGGGAGCCAAACUGCAUUUAGCCCAGAGUCCUUAUUUUACGUUGUUUGGAAGAUUAUGCCGAAUUUUAGGGGCUAUCAGCAGCAGGAUGCCCAUGAAUUCAUGCGCUACCUUUUGGACCACCUGCACUUGGAACUCCAGGGCGGUUUCAACGGUGUUUCCCGCUCAGCAAUUCUGCAGGAGAAUUCUACUCUGUCUGCAAGUAACAAGUGUUGCAUAAAUGGAGCAUCUACAGUUGUCACGGCUAUAUUUGGAGGCAUUCUUCAAAAUGAGGUUAACUGCCUCAUAUGUGGGACAGAAUCUAGAAAGUUUGAUCCAUUCCUAGACCUUUCAUUAGAUAUUCCAAGUCAGUUCAGAAAUAAGCGCUCUAAGAAUCAAGAAAAUGGACCGGUUUGUUCAUUACGAGAUUGUCUUCGCAGUUUUACUGAUUUAGAAGAACUUGAUGAAACAGAGUUAUAUAUGUGCCACAAAUGCAAAAAGAAACAAAAGUCCACUAAAAAGUUUUGGAUUCAAAAACUACCCAAGGUGCUAUGCUUACAUUUGAAAAGAUUUCAUUGGACAGCAUAUUUAAGAAACAAAGUUGAUACAUAUGUAGAAUUUCCACUGAGAGGCCUAGACAUGAAAUGCUACUUACUAGAGCCCGAGAACAGCGGCCCGGAGAGCUGCCUGUAUGACCUUGCUGCAGUGGUGGUGCACCACGGUUCCGGGGUUGGUUCUGGACAUUACACAGCAUAUGCAACUCAUGAAGGUCGCUGGUUCCAUUUCAAUGACAGUACUGUAACACUGACUGAUGAAGACACCGUUGUGAAAGCAAAGGCCUACAUCCUUUUUUACGUGGAACGCCAGGCCAAAGCUGGAUCAGAUAAACUUUAAUACCUCCUCUAUCAUUAUUUGUCAACUGUACCGGACAAACAUUUCCAAUUUUCCGUAAAUACUUGAUCCAAGAUUUAAUUUCAUUAUGCACUUUUCAAUUUCUUAUUUUGGGUUUAGUUUUAUUUUGUCAAUGGUAGUGACUUUUUGAACAUGGGCACCAACUAAUUGUUUUUUUUUUAGUUCUACCAGAAAACCUCAGCAGAUAUUUUGAUUUGCUGCUUUAGUUGUAAUAAUUCAGUUUUUAUAUGUAGUUCCAAGAACUUAGUUCUAUUUGGCUUUUUUAUAUUAAUGUUUUCAGUUCUCACUCUGAGGCACAUUUACAUCAAUGCUUUGUUUCUCUCACAUGCUGAAAGCUAGAUAUGUUCCUGAUUGUGAAGAACAACGUAACUGCCUGCUGUACUGGAGAUCAGGUUGACUCUGAAUCAAGAAUAAUGUGUGCACGUAAAUUGUGGCCCACGAGAUUCCAGUGACUGCUCAGUAAUCAUUCUUUUUGCUUGUAAACGAUAACAGGGCAUCCUUAAGUAGACCAGGUAACUGAUGCUCUUGGUAGCUCUCAAGGCUGCUGUUUAUCAGCAGUGAAUAAAUGUGUUGGUUCAGUGGUACCUAUACUGAAAAUUCAAGAAUUAAUUACUCUGUUGGUUUUUUGGUUUGGGGUAUUUUUUUAUGCAUGUUUUCAUGGAGGAGAUAGGAGUACAGAAAAUUCCAAAUAAGACCAAAUACAUUUAGUGUUAAAAAAAUUCUGUGACCCAGCUACAUGGUAUAGGUGUUACCCAGUGAGAGGCAACCACAGCUUCUGUUUGCUUUUUGGAAUCAGCAUCUAAUUCCCCCAUUAGUUGUAGCACUGGGGACAACGAACGGCAUGUCCUCCUUAGUCUUCUAGCUUGGCCAUCUAGGGGUUGAGGUGCUAGCCUCCAGAGUGGAUUUUGACUGUCACCUACUCUUCAUGUAACACUGUGGGGUCUGCUUCUACAGAGGAAAUGAGCAUCUUUAUUACUCUAGGUUUCAAAAACUCUCAUUGGCCUGUCUUGAUAGCAGAGCAAGUUGAAAAUAUUCCCACUUUGAAUAAGUAGAGUUUCUGUUCUUGAGUUUAGUAGUCUUUGUUUUAAAACUGUUUUCAAGAAAAAUAGGUAUAAACACUAUUUAGAUUUAACUCAAAUUGAAAUUUGGAAUUAGAAUUCCAUCUAAAGAAGGUGAUUGUGAUUUCUUCCAGUGUUCCAAGCCAGUCUGUUGAUUCUGGGUGGUGUGGCAUUACUUACAAAUUACUCGGAGGGAGAAGGAACUCCAAAAUAGGCCUGGAGGCACAGACCACACACUGUUCUCAUGUUCAUCACUUGUCCCAAUCGUUAUCUUCCUCCUGUCUCAAUUCUGUACAAGUUGCUACAAGGGACAGAAAGUAUUUCAUGUUAAGCCAGCCAACCAGACUUUCUGGUAAUUUUUCUAUUAAAAGAAAAAAAAGGGCAAGAUUUUAAGUGUAAAAGCCAGUCUGGUGGCUGCCCUUCUAGGUUGGAUAUUUGAAGUUGCAGGAGCAAAUGUGACUCCAUUUCCACAUUAAUAUUAGCUGCAUAAAUCCCACAUUUCCUCAACAGAUCACAUCUGCUAAACACUUUAACAUGACUCGGAGCAAAUUGCUAUUAUGUUUAACCUUGUCCUUUCCAGUAAGGUGGUCACUAGCCACAAAUUCUUCAGUCACACUAGCCAGUUCCAGUAUUCAGCAGCCACGUGGCAGAGGCCCACACACAUCUAGGACCUUUCCAGCAGUAUGUAAGGUUUUCUUGGACAUCACUGGUCUAAAUUUUCACUCCAGAGAAAAAAGCUUUGUCAGCAUGUUUAGGUCUCACAACUUAGACUAGAAAAUAUUAAGAGGGAAACACAUAUUUAAAAUGGUUUACAAUGCUAAAUUACAUUAGGUUGAACCAUGUGAAAUUGUGAUAUUUGACUCUGAUCUACAAAAAUGAGUUUCACAUAAUUUGAUCUAAUAUAUCAAUACAUUAACACCACAUCUAGUUGAACUUGAAAUGUGCAUCUCCUUUGAUCUUGCUAAGGAUCUCCUAUGGAUCCAGGCUUUUGUUUUAGAAGGUACAUAGCUGUAACGCCUAACAUUUGCACUUAGAUCGAUAGUCUCUUUGAAUGGGCAGCUGUUACGACUUCAACAAUAAAGCCUUGGUUGAUGUUGGUGGAGAAAAGCUGUCUUUUUAUACCAGAUGGAAUUUAGCAACAGACCGCACUACUUUGUUGGGGAAAGUGGUCCUCAGACAGGCAACACUGUUGGCUGAAGAGUUGAACACAUCUCUUUGAAUUUUUGUAGUAUUUUUACUGCUUGAUUUUACUUAAGCAGACAUGUUUAAAUACCCUGAAGGCUCUUUGGAAAAGAUUGGAUCCAUCUGAACGGUGCACUUGAACACCAGUGAUGUAAAUGUGCCUAUUUGUAUUUUAAAGUUUUAAUUGUGUAGCCUUAUCACACCUGUUUUAAAAGCUGAUCUUUUUGUGCUCUUCAGGGCUUUUUCCCUUGUGCCGUGCUGUCUCAGGCAUGUAUGUGGCCACUUGCUUGCUCAGAGAGCUUAUGCUGAGGCAGGGCCUCACGCUGAGUCACAUGGCUCCUCAGAUAUGACAACUUGCAGAAGUCCUCCCACACACGUGGGUGAUAGAAACAGUUUGUGGCAACACAAAUCUCUCUCCAUGGUGGAGAAACCUUUGCUUAUCCACUGUAUUCUACUCAGUGUCUAGUGAUGACAAAUGUAAUAGAAUUAAACCAGUAAAGUGUACUGGCCCUGGUUGAGUGUUAAAUGUGUAUCUCACCUGUGGAACCUACUCAGCAGCUUGGUUUCUGGGGUUGGGGACAUAUUUAUUUCUUAAAGCCAAACCUCUACUUCAUUGGUUUUGUGUACAUAAUUCUAUUUAGAUGUACUUAUCCCACUUCAAUCUCCACCGUCCCCCCUAAACUCUCUCAUAUCCCCGCUGUUACUGAAGUCGCAUCUUCACUCAGGCCCUGGAAAAACUUGUGAGCGUUCUGUCCCUGCAGCCAGGGCAUGGGUCCCAGGUGACCCGAGUGGAGCCCUAGUAGUGCUCCCACGGCACGGGGAGAGGUGGGCACGUGGUGGUGGCAUGCUGUAGUCCAGGGUCUGUGCAGUGCCUCACGGGACGCAGUACCUUCCCCCUUGGGUCUGAGUGUAGCCGACUCCAGAGUGCCCUCCACAAGUGCUGGUUGUGCUGUGAUGUAAUCACCUGCCAUAAAAACCUAGUUCAUGUGAUGCCGAGAAGGUUAACUGUGCGAGUGACCAAUCUCAUUUAAGUUGUAAUCACAUCCCCUUUCUGCUUCACCAACCUAAACUGUUUUAUGGAAAGUUUCAUUAAAGGUCUGGUCUCUUU